Molecule: messenger RNA, 2170 nt
Organism: Cucurbita maxima (winter squash)
Lineage: Eukaryota; Viridiplantae; Streptophyta; Magnoliopsida; Cucurbitales; Cucurbitaceae
Product: serine-aspartate repeat-containing protein I-like
Exons: 4
Coding region: 80-2170 (696 amino acids)
Source: RefSeq, a predicted model, not a curated record
UCCGAUUUUUCUAAAUUUUUUAAUUCUUCUGCUCUUAGUUCUUAGUUCUUCGGCCUUUUUUCUAAACGAUUCAAUCGAGAUGGCAGCACAAACAGAGAAACUUCAAAGCAAAAAGGCUUCUUACAUUGUAACAAAGCAUUGUAAUAUCGAUAAAAGAGAGUUAUGGGUAUCCAUUUUGAACCCUAUGAAACUUUACAUUGGCAAAUGGCAGCUUCCGCUGUCGAACACGAACAAGUUGGUCGUAAAGGGCUUAUUCGUCAAGAAGCAGCUAUGCUAUGAGAUCUCGAGCAAUGGGUGCAGAGUAAAAAUUGAAAUUGACUGGUCAAAUAUCAUAGGAAUAAGAGCGGCAAUGAAAAAAAAUGAACCCGGAGUUCUUGAAGUGGAGCUAUCAGAACCACCUAAAUUUUAUAAGGAACUCGGACAAAAAGACGUGGGCGCACAUAGCCAAUGGGUCGAUGGAUCAGAUUUCACCCGAGGUCAAGCUUCGACAUGCAGCUCUACACAUCAGAUUCAAAUGAUCCAACCAGCUGAUGCUGAUCCCAGUUCAACACAUCAGAUUCAAAUGCUCCAACCAGUUGAUGCUGAUCCCAGUUCAACACAUCAGAUUCAAAUGCUCCAACCAGCUGAUGCUGAUCCCAGCUCAACACAUCAGAUUCAAAUGCUCCAACCAGCUGAUGCUGAUCCCAGUUCAACACAUCAGAUUCAAAUGCUCCAACCAGCUGAUGCUGAUCCCAGUUCAACACAUCAGAUUCAAAUGCUCCAACCAGCUGAUGCUGAUCCCAGUUCAACACAUCAGAUUCAAAUGCUCCAACCAGCUGAUGCUGAUCCCAGUUCAACACAUCAGAUUCAAAUGCUCCAACCAGCUGAUGCUGAUCCCAGUUCAACACAUCAGAUUCAAAUGCUCCAACCAGCUGAUGCUGAUCCCAGUUCAACACAUCAGAUUCAAAUGCUCCAACCAGCUGAUGCUGAUCCCAGUUCAACACAUCAGAUUCAAAUGCUCCAACCAGCUGAUGCUGAUCCCAAUUCAACACAUCAGAUUCAAAUGCUCCAACCAGCUGAUGCUGAUCCCAAUUCAACACAUCAGAUUCAAAUGCUCCAACCAGCUGAUGCUGAUCCCAAUUCAACACAUCAGAUUCAAAUGCUCCAACCAGCUGAUGCUGAUCCCAAUUCAACACAUCAGAUUCAAAUGCUCCAACCAGCUGAUGCUGAUCCCAAUUCAACACAUCAGAUUCAAAUGCUCCAACCAGCUGAUGCUGAUCCCAAUUCAACACAUCAGAUUCAAAUGCUCCAACCAGCUGAUGCUGAUCCCAAUUCAACACAUCAGAUUCAAAUGCUCCAACCAGCUGAUGCUGAUCCCAAUUCAACACAUCAGAUUCAAAUGCUCCAACCAGCUGAUGCUGAUCCCAAUUCAACACAUCAGAUUCAAAUGCUCCAACCAGCUGAUGCUGAUCCCAAUUCAACACAUCAGAUUCAAAUGCUCCAACCAGCUGAUGCUGAUCCCAAUUCAACACAUCAGAUUCAAAUGCUCCAACCAGCUGAUGCUGAUCCCAAUUCAACACAUCAGAUUCAAAUGCUCCAACCAGCUGAUGCUGAUCCCAAUUCAACACAUCAGAUUCAAAUGCUCCAACCAGCUGAUGCUGAUCCCAGUUCAACACAUCAGAUUCAAAUGCUCCAACCAGCUGAUGCUGAUCCCAAUUCAACACAUCAGAUUCAAAUGCUCCAACCAGCUGAUGCUGAUCCCAGUUCAACACAUCAGAUUCAAAUGCUCCAACCAGCUGAUGCUGAUCCCAACUCAACACAUCAGAUUCAAAUGCUCCAACCAGCUGAUGCUGCUCCCAACUCAACACAUCAGAUUCAAAUGCUCCAACCAGCUGAUGCUGAUCCCAACUCAACACAUCAGAUUCAAAUGCUCCAACCAGCUGAUGCUGAUCCCAACUCAACACAUCAGAUUCAAAUGCUCCAACCAGCUGAUGCUGCUCCCAAUAAUGCGCCAAUAAUGUAUCCUAAUGGAAUUUCAAAUGGGUACUCAAAUGGUUGCAUCAGCCUCUCGAAUGGGCGAAUAAUGCAUCCUAAUGUAAUUUCAAAUGAGCCGACCAAUAAUUAUCCUAAUAGACUAUCAAAUUCUCAGCAAGAAAGUUCAAUUAUUUACUUCCCAACGUUUCUAAAAUAG